GCAUCUGAUAUUUCGAUAAUCAGCUAAUGACUGAUUCAUAUUCUUUAUAAGCUGAUAUUAAACGGAGAACUCAUUACCAGCUCACUCGUGCCCGUCCAAUGGCUCUAUUAGUAAAUUCUGUUUUUAGUAAUCUUUCGACACUUGAGUAGCAAAGUCAUGUAUCCGAUGCUCGUUAGCGUGCUGCUGUUCGCUGCAUUUCACAUGCAGACAGCGCAAAGUAAGAAAAUAUCCUUUAAAAACAGAGACUAUCCCAUAAAAUACCAUUUCUUUCAAGGCUUGGCACCACGUGGUAAAUUCACAAGCGUGAGCUUUGAUCACAAUACCGAGUUCUUUACGAAUAUGUCAUGUUGGCUCUCGCCCGAAGGCAAACUUAAUGUCGAUGUGUAUAUAAAACGCAACCUGCCUCUGGCCAUGCGUACGUCUAUUACGGUGCAGUACCAGAUCGAGAACUCGGCGAACUAUUAUACGCUCUUUAGCUAUGACGUAGACAGCUGUAAGGCCAUGAAAGAUCUGCUGCAGUUCGGUCUGACGAACAUCUGGUUUCGCAACCUACGCAAAUACGGAAAUCUAACGAGCAUCUGUCCCAUGAAGGCUGGUUAUUAUGAUUUGCGCAAUUUUCACCUGGAGAACAACAGCAUUCCGGCGUAUCUGGGGUCAGGCAAUUAUCGUAUCAGAGAUGUGAACUAUUAUGGUAAAAACAAUGCAAACAAUGCGAACCCCAAGGCAAAGAAACGUCUCCCUGUCUCGUCUAUCGUUUUGCAAUUGCAAUUGUAUUAAAGUUUGUCUACAAAUCCUGCAGCUCAAUUUAACUGAACUUUUGGCCUGUUGGCCAAGUGUGUCAGGGGCUUCAAUGUGGGUGGGGCUAACAACUUUUCACGAGCCAAGUUUGCAGCGUUUGCGUGAGAUAUGCUUGGAAUUUUUUACUCGUUUUCUCAAGGUUCUUGAGCUUGCCAAGGUCUGAACAGAGUGAAUUUGUAAGUGAAAUUAAAUUAACUGCAAUAAUGAGCUGAGGUAUGUUUGAAUAUUUUACAAAUAAAAUCUCUGAUGCCAGCUUUUUUAUUAUACAUUAAAUUUCUUCAUUUUAUCAACUCAGCAUUAGAAAUAAACUGAACUUUUCGCUUUAAAACACAUUCACAAUGCAGAA
Messenger RNA from Drosophila virilis, 1144 nucleotides. RefSeq lists its product as uncharacterized. Lineage: Eukaryota; Metazoa; Arthropoda; Insecta; Diptera; Drosophilidae. The record is from RefSeq and is a predicted model, not a curated record.